AUGGAAGCAGACAAGUGGACAUCAGCACUGAAAAUAUAUGUAGUUUCAUCAGUAUUGGGCGGCGCCAUCGAAGCGAUCCGUCGAUUCGCCGUCAAAAUUGCGGAAUUUUUCAUGGACGCCAAUGAUUUUCCAAGACUUUUUUACACAAGUAUGCCCUCGAGCAGCACUUCAACCUACCGCUCCGACAGAUUUUCGGCUUGUUUUUCGCCGUUAAUUCUUCGUGAAGACUUCAGAAGACACUCGACGUCUUCUUCUUUUCCCACGUCUUCUUCAAACGAAUCGGUGGAGACAAAGAAGAAUUCAGAAGAAGAAAACGUGGAAAUUGUGUCGGUGAAAUCUGAACUUUCGGAGAAAAUCGAGGAGACGAGAGUGUCGGACUGCGACUACUCACUGAAUACAUUCUACACUGCUCACGAGGUCACUUCAAUGAUCAGUAGAAACACCCACGACAAAACUCUCACACCGGAUGAUCAAAACCGUACAUUCAACACCAAUCAGCAGAAUUCAUCAGACGACGUCGCAGACUCCAGAAGCCUCAAUUCGUCGUUCGGAUUCGACGGUCACGUGGCUUUUGUAGAUGAGCCAACUGAGAAUAGUCCUCAACCACAACAGCCACCGCAUCAUUUCCAAUUGCCAACGCUUCUUGUUACUUCAACGCCAUCCACGGUUUUCGAUCAGAACGACGACGAUAUAUUCUUCCCUCCACAAUCCCCAUAUCACCCACCAUCUCGUCAAUAUUCAUCAUCAAGUGAACCGAUGAUGAGUGGUCUCACAUUCCAACUUCAAUCUGGAAUUCACAAAAAAUCAGUUGCUGUCGAAGCAAAUGAAAUCGCUUUGAGAGAUUUGAGACAUGAGGCGUUCCAGUUUGUCAAGGAGAUUUACCCGGAAAAGAAAUGUGGAUCACUAGAAGACUACAUCUUACUGUACAAACAUGAUCUCCGAUCAAUCAAUAUUCUUCAAUUAAUCACCACGUCAUCAGAUGUAACAGAUGGAACACUCGUUGAAGUUGUUAUUGGAUGUAUGAUGACGAAGAGAGAGCAGAAGAUGGAAGAAGAUGUUUUGUGUGGAUUAAAUGAAGAGAAAAAGAGAGAAGAAGCUCAUCAGAUUACGAAGAAGAAAAAUAAGAUGUUGCCACUCUCUUCUUCUAUAUCUUCAUAUCUCCAACUUCUGGAUGCUCGAUGCUUUUCUCCGAUUCUUUUUUCACCGCAAAGUUACCAAGCUAUUUGUGUAGUUCUUGCUGAAAACGCAGACCAUUAUUAA
Molecule: messenger RNA, 1260 nt
Organism: Caenorhabditis remanei
Lineage: Eukaryota; Metazoa; Nematoda; Chromadorea; Rhabditida; Rhabditidae
Exons: 8
Coding region: 1-1260 (419 amino acids)
Biological process (GO): protein phosphorylation
Molecular function (GO): ATP binding; protein serine/threonine kinase activity
Source: RefSeq, a predicted model, not a curated record